This is a messenger RNA of Xyrauchen texanus (razorback sucker), 7694 nucleotides long. RefSeq names its product methyl-CpG-binding domain protein 5-like. The record is from RefSeq and is a predicted model, not a curated record. Lineage: Eukaryota; Metazoa; Chordata; Actinopteri; Cypriniformes; Catostomidae. Gene Ontology annotation, cellular component: chromocenter; nucleus. The coding region runs from base 871 to 4848 and encodes 1325 amino acids. Gene Ontology annotation, molecular function: DNA binding; chromatin binding. The transcript has 11 exons.
CGAAGCUCCAUCUUUCCAUCUCGAGCGCAGACAGAGCCGCGGAUGUUCAUAUUUUCUGCCGUUUGUUUUUAUUUUUAUCCGCGCAGAGUCGAUGUGAAACUCACCCGAAGCGACUUUUCCUCCGGUAUCAGGCGCCCGGGAGCUUCCAGCGAACAGAAAUGCGGCGUGAGGGGGCUGUUAUGAGGUAGAUCGAGCCGCUGCUGCUGCGCUUCGGCCGCAGCGACACAUUUGAGUGUAAAUCCGCUGAAAGAGUGUUUCCGGCCCGCACACGAGCAGGUGAACAGCAGAUCACCUGGUUUGAGUAUCACCAAAGUCUCUAUCAAGUCAGUCCACUCUCGGGAGGAUAUUUCCAGUCAUGCCAGUGCAGCUCCUAUCUACUUGAAUGGGGAACGACUGAAAUCUCUAAAACGGAAUCAUGAUUUUGCGAGCUCUGCAGCUCAACGGUCUGGAGUGAGAUCUGGUUUAUGAUGAACAUCUACAGAUCUGUUUGAAGAUCAUGUCUUGUGUUGUCCUUUUUAAAGACACGUCACGUGACCCGGAUGGCUCUCUGUGCAUGCUGUGGCUGCAACGGUUUCCAUGCGUUUAGUGUUUGACGUGUUUUCAUGUGCAGCUCAGAAGCGCUGUCAGACACUCUUCAAUGGCUCUGAUUGGUCAGACGCCUGCAGCGACAUUCCUGUCUGCGUUUAGUGGUAAAGUUAUGCAUCCCGCCGGUAGCUGGUCUGUACUGUGAGUCCGGCUCGCGACGCUCCUGGCAUUCAGGACAGUUGUAGUCUUCCCUCUCUGAGUGUCAGUAUGAGACUUUGUGUCGGGACGGCCCUGGCAUGAGACUGAGUGCGUGAUCUUGUGAGGAGUUUGCACCGAUCCAGAAACAUGAAUGGCGGAAAAGAACGAGAGGUGGCGGAGGGCAGAGGUCAGCUCGUCCAGGUGCCCAUCGGCUGGCAACGAAAGGUCGAGACCUCAGGGGUCAUUUAUAUCAGUCCAAGCGGAUCAGUGCUUUCCUGCCUUGAGCAGGUGAAGUCUUACCUGUUGACUGACGGCACGUGUAAAUGUGGUCUGGAAUGUCCUCUCAUCCUGCACAAGGUUUUUAACUUUGAUCCUGGUGCCGUGGUUAAGCAGAGGACUGCAGAAGAUGUGAAGGCUGAUGAGGAUGUUACGAAGCUUUGUAUCCACAAGAGGAAGCUUAUCGCCGUGGCGACGCUGCACAAGAGCAUGGAGCUGCCGCCUUCCUCCCUCACACUCCCCAGUCCUGGUGGAGGCACAAGUGUGACCUCCAUGACCCCUACCGCACAGCCUCGAGCAAUAAGGAGUAAAACCCACGAGGGCCAGGCAGAAUGUAAGGACCCGUUCAAGGCGAUGAUAGCUGUGGGUCAGCGGCAUGUCUCUCCGGAUCUGUGCGGCCCGCAGCAGCAGGACGUUUAUCCUGGGUACUCCAGGCAGAGGCUGGGCAGCACGGAGCCGGGGCACAAGUCUCCAUUCCGCAGCGGACACGGAGUCAUGUUGAGUCCCCCCUCACAACCAUUCGGUGAUGGUCCUCUGUCCCCAAGAACAGACGCUAUUUGCAGUCCGGAUGGGUUUGUGCGUAACAACCCCUGCAGCUUCCCAGGGACUGGCAGUCCCAGUGCUCUCCACGUCAACCGCCGCAUCCCUUUGUCUUCUCCCGGCAUCAUGAUACACAGCUCAGCUGCCGCGCAGUCGUCCUGCGUCAUGGCCGGAAGGACUAACAUGCCUCUUUCCCCCCCAGUCCCCAACAAGAGUCCCAUCAUGAAAAAGCCUCUGUGCAACUACCCACCCAGCAUGGACUCCAGCAGAACUGUGUUUCAUCAUAAAGCUCCACUUGCUCCUGCCCCCCCUCUGCCCUCACCCUGUGCCCUGAAUAAACAGGUGAGUUCUGAGAAGGACCCUCUUGGCAUCCUGGAUCCUAUUCCCAGUAAACCAAACCCAUCCAAUUUCCAGCCCAACACCCACUCUCAGGUACCAAUGAUGAAUGUAAACAUCCCCCCCGCCAUCGUCCCUUUGCCAAGCAACCUUCCUUUGCCCACCGUUAAACCAGGGCCCGUUGGCCAUGGGGGUCACAUGCAGAGGACUCAGCAUGUUGCGGCCAGCACCAUAUCCCCUUCGCCGGUCACCUCCCCUGUGCACAUGUCCGGGCCUGUCUUAGGUCGUAUGGAAGCAUCUCCGCAGCGAUCGCGCUCCUCGUCCACCUCCUCUGAGCAGGGGGGCUUUGCCAUUCCUAUGUGCGGCAGUAUGAAGGUCCCGCCACGCUCGCCCAGGUCCUCCAUGAGUUCGCCUAGACCUGCUUUGCCUUCCAGCCCAUCUGGUAAGCCGGAAGUUCUUCACCAAUACAAAGAAAUGCCCAACCAGUUGCUUGCAGGGAUGAGUAGCACCCUCAGCAGUCAGCACAACCCAAUGUAUCCGCCUGCCUCAGGCAGCAGCACCCUGCAGAAGGAGCACCCAGGUCUUCUGGGAAUGCCACUGAACCAGAUUCUCAACCAACACAACGCUGCCUCUUUCCCCGCCAGCAGUCUGCUGUCAGCUGCUGCCAAAGCACAGCUAGCAAAUCAAAACAAACAAGUUGGAUGCGGCGGCAGUGGUGGAGGAUGUACAGGAGGUGUGGUGAGUAGUGGGAGCGGUGUGGGGGCAUCCGCUGGGCUAUCUUGCCCUCUUGGUGUGGCUGAUGCUAACAGGGUUGUUGAAGGGCAUAACACUUUAAACCCCAUGUUGCCGCCCAACCCUGCCUUGAUAAUGCCCAGCGGUGAGGGUCAGAGUGGGCGUGCGGCUCUGCGAGACAAGCUCAUGGCGCAGCAGCGCGACCCUCUGCGCAAACGUAAGCAUCCUCCAAACGCUGGCAACCAUGAGAACAAUUUUUUUAACAUGCUGAAGCCAGACAUGUCCGGAAUGAGGACGCCCUGCCCUUCAGCCGAGCAGAUCAGAAAAACAUCUCGACUGCCUCCAAACACAUCAAUGGCUCAUUUACUCCAAUCUCUGAGCAACCACAGCUCUAACAUGACUAGGGGCAGAAACACAGGCCUUGCAGGUCCAAGUCGGACACACUUCGGCGAGGGUGCCAUGCCCACUGGCGCUGCCUCUCAAAAUGUGCGGCUACAGCAGCGAUUGCAUGGCCAGACAGAAGCGAUGCAUGGCCCUAGAGUGGAGUCUGCAGUGCAUGCAGCCCAGAGCCCGUUUCCUAGCAUGAUGAACCAGAUGCAGACUAAUGCCAUGGGGAACUGUGGGCCCAUGAACCAAAGCGGACAAGUUCCUCUCGGAAACCAUGUGAUGGGACAUGCGAGUGCUCACUUUCAGCAGCACGGCGAGCCAAGCGUCAGCUUCAUGCUGCCCGGAAAUAGUGAUGCCUGCUGCCCACAACCCAUGACUGACACAGGUGACCCUGUAUCUCAGAGCUGCAGCAUAGGUAACGCUCCUCCGAUGGGCGGCAUCAUGAAUGCCACAGGGCACGUGUACCAGCAGCAGAUGCAUCCAGCACUACAUGGCGUUCACAGGGUCUACCCAUAUCAAAGACAGGGGCAUUCCUUCUCAACAGCUCCUUAUACAGACAACGUUCCCAACUCCAACAGCUUGCCUUGCCUGUACCAAGAUUAUCAGGGCUGCAUGACUGACAGCGGCCCGCCGGGCAUCACGUCUCAUUCUGGUGACGUGGGGAUGUACCGAGAGGCUCCGCAGAAGCUACAGGGUCAGGGCGACUCCAUUGUAGGAGCCACUGGAGGUCAGAGUUCAGCAGAGUCGGUGGAUGCGAUCUACAGAGCGGUGGUGGAUGCCGCAGGAAAAGGCAUGCACGUGACUAUCACCACUGGUGCGAGCAGCAGCACACAGGCAAGCCCUGUCCCUGCGCUCAGUGCCAUGAGUGCCUUCACCGCUUCAAUCGGCCAGCCGCUCAGCCUACCUCACGCCGUCAAUGCCGUCAUACAUGCCCCGCGCAGCUCCGAGGGGACGGACUCUCUGUCCCAGUCUCAGCCUCAGCGUGCUCGACCGCAGCUCCCCAACCACAUGCGCAGGAGCUCUGAGCAGGGUAAAAACACGGCCAAUGAUGUAGACGCACACCAGUAUUUCCGCUCACCUAGUGCAGUCACGCCCCGCCCACAGUGGGAUGAGCCCAACCACUCUCACUGGAGAGGGGACGAGUUUCUAGAGUGUUCUACACAGGAACACAGCAGUCCGUGCAGUAGCAAAGGAGAGAGAACAAGCGUCAUGGACACUUCCGUCCAGAUGUGUCCGACGGAGAUGACAACCCAAACCCACGACCCUUCUGACCCUCAGAUGGAUGAGAGCGGAAACCUGCGGUUUAACCACCGCAUGCCUGCUGUCAUGAGAGAGCGUCUGGAGCCAACAGAACGAUGCGCUCAGCUGAACGGCAUGCUGCCUCGCAGCGGAUAUGGGGAGCCACUCACCGGAGAUGACCAGUCGCCUGGAUCCUCCACUAGUUUGGAGGGGCCGCUGCUGAAAGACUACACCCACUUCAACGGGCACUUUAACGGACACUGUGCUCCCAGCCCCUCCGACACCAAGAGCCUCAGCAGUGAGGAGGAACUGCGCCAUCCCGACUCUCCUUCAGCCGACCUGCUGCACUACAGGCCCAGGUCCUUCAAUGUGGGCGAACUGGUCUGGCCAAUCAAAGGCUUCCCUUCAUGGCCUAACAAGCUGAUGAGAGAAGAGCAUGGACACAAUCCCAGCUUGCAAAUGUCUGAACAAGCCAAGGUGGAACCCGAGCAGCUGAAGACACUAACACAUGACCUUCAGGCACUCGACAGAGCCAGCAAAAAACACAGGAAGUCUGUCUUGUUUUUGUUGCAGAGCUGGGAAACUGAAUCAUCAUUUAGAAGCAGCGAUUCAUGAGGCGAUGAGUGAACUGGACAAGAUGUCUGGAUCAGUUCAUCAGGAUCGACAGGUCAAACUACCCAAACCCAAGAGGAGGAAGAUAUCCAGAUAACAACAGAGAUCAGACAGACACCCGUCUCUCUCUCUCUCAUUGAUCGUGGUGCUACCGAUGGCCCGCCCUCACCAGUGACUGACAGGUGCUGGAUCAGCCAAUUAGAAAAGGGAGCAAAUAAAAACUUGCUGAAGAACUAUUUUUUUCUAGUCUAUGAGGAAGAAAUGUCAAAAAAGUGAGAAAAAAAAAAAAAUCUGCAUUUAAGGACACAGACAGUCCAAAUAUUUCUGAUAUGUUUUCAGUGUGUAUAUAGACAAAACAGAAAUUUCAUGGGAAAAACAUGGGAAGAAGUGUAAAUACUAUAGGAUAAUGACAUGUACAAGCGACUCAAUGCACACUUUAUCUUCAGCUGUAAAAAACACAAAGCAGAAAUGUUUCGGUCCAUACGACCUGUGACAUUACAAUGAAUAAGAGUCAAUCUGAGACUUUUGUAAGCUUCAGUUUGUGUGUGUGAGAGUGAGAGUGUGUGUGUGUGUGUGUGUGUGUGUGUGUGUGUGUGUGAGAGUGUGUGAGAGAGAGCGUGUGUGUGUGUUUGAGUGUGUGUGUGUGAGAGUGUGUGAGAGUGUGAGAGAGAGAGAGUGUGUGUGUGUGUUUGCGUGUGUGUGUGAGAGUGUGUGAGAGAUUGUGUGAGAGAGAGAGUGUGUGUGUGUUUGAGUGUGUGUGUGUUUGCGUGUGUGUGUGUGAGAGUGUGUGUGAGAGAGAGAGUGUGUGUGUGUUUGAGUGUGUGUGUGUUUGUGUGUGUGUGUGAGAGAUUGUGUGUGAGAGUGUGUAAUUGUGUGUGUGUGUGUAAUUGUAUGUGUGUGAGUGUGAGACGGACUGGACUUCACCAGCUGGAGGGGCUUGUUGUCGAGUCGACUCGAGUUUUUCGGCUUCUAUAUAGUUUAGGUCUUCCAGCACGAAACACUACAACAUAAAUCCAUUUAUAAUUCUUCACUGUCAUUAUGUUGUGAUGAUGUCUGUGUCUCGAGUGCUUGAUUUGUUGUUUUGUUUGUUUGUUUGUUAGACGGCUCUCUCUCUCUUUCUCGCCACAUUAAUGAAGCAAACUGUGUUUUGUGAUUUCAUUGAGGAGUGAAAUGAGGGGCCUUAUAACAUGUUUGUGUUAUAAAUGAUGUACAGGACUCUGUUUAUUUGAUAUAUUCAGUAAAACUUGGCAAUAAUACGACCCUGUGCACAUAAAGCCUUAUACGUGUGUAGAUGUGAACACACACACACACACAUACACAUAUAUACUGUAUAUAUAAACUGUCUUCAGUAUUAUUGAGUUAACAGAUUAUUUUUGAGCAUUUGUUUGACAUGGCCCAGUUUUAUUGCUUUAUUGAAAGACACUGAUGAACUGUAGAUUAGCUGAAGCUUAUAGAGACUCAGGAAGAUCUGCUGUCAAUCACACUCGACAUCUGAGACACAUCAUAAGUGUGUGUGUGCUGUUUCAGAUACCAACACGAGGGUUGCCAAAAUAUAGCUUGGAUUUCCAGUUGGAGUGAUCGGAGAGUGAGGUCUGUGACGGGUCAGUGAUGUUAGGGUCAGGGGUCAGGACAGGAUGUAUAUAUUACUGAAGCACAUAAUGUGACACAGACAUCAGUUACAGUCACACUGAUAACACUAACAUAAUAUAAAGAGCAGAAUAUUUUUAAAUAUAUGUAUAAAUGUAUGUGUGGAUUUUAUAGCAGAUUGUUGUGUGAAAGAGUCGCAUCAGUUCACAAUCAUUAUAAACUCUAAACUCGGGCCGAUUAAUCCCCAGAUAUUGGCUGCUCUCUACAUCGUGUCCGUCUUUACAGAAACUUCACUACGAAAUAGUAAAGUGCAAUAUUUACAUUUAAUGGAAUUAAAACUAGAUCAACACAAAUAUAAACAAUGUCAGUGACGCAGUAAAUAAGGAAAGCUCCCUAAACAAACACACUUGAUGUGUAACAGCACGUUCGGCUCGUGUACGAGUCUCUGCUGGUGAAGUCACUCUGUUGCAGUGCAAUGUCUCUCCGGUGACACGUCAGUCUUACUGUUCAUGUGCUCAGUAUUCUCCAGAACUUCUCCAUUUCUAUUCUUCAGUCCUUUCAUUUGCUCUGUGUGUGCGUGUGUGUGUGCGUGUGUGUGUGUGUGUGUGUGUGUGUGUACGCACGUGUGUACAUUUUUCUUUAUGUUCCCUUUGCUUGCUAUUUUAUGAUUGGUAUCUGAUUGGUAUUACAAACCUUUCUGAUGUCAAUAUUGUUUUUCAAUACGUAUCUGAGUAUAUAUUUUCUCACCAGUAUGUACUUUACAGCAGUUGACUUUGUAAAGUCUGUUGUGCACUUGAUUAUGUUUGUUUCUGAUAGCUUUGAUGUGGCUGUUAGGAUUAGUUUGUUCAAGUCCAUCAUUUCUUAUUGUUUCAUUUGAUUUUUUUUAAAUGGUCCUGAACAGCAGUUUUGUAAAUAUUGUGAACAUUACAGGUCAUGCUGUGAUGUGACAUUGAAAUGAUGUUGCACCGAUGUUUCAAUUAAAAUCUGCUCACUAAAACUUACAAUGAAUCUUUGACUUUUAUCUGAUUGUCUUCAGAAAUGAAAGUCUUGUUUUGUGUCUACAAAUUCUUUUCUUAUAUUAUUUAGAUAUUGCUGAAAGCUGUGUACUUCAUCACGACCAGGUAAGUUUAAGUGACCCAUAAAAUGAGUUACUAAUCUUCUUGAGCUGGGCAUUGUGGGUGAAUCUCAUGAAAGAGUGUCUGGGUCAUAUUUCACUCAUAUAUCAAAAAUAUUUUGCAUAAGGAAAACGAACAUUAUUUUUA